Molecule: messenger RNA, 2930 nt
Organism: Harmonia axyridis
Lineage: Eukaryota; Metazoa; Arthropoda; Insecta; Coleoptera; Coccinellidae
Gene: nst
Product: phosphoacetylglucosamine mutase
Exons: 9
Coding region: 396-2048 (550 amino acids)
Biological process (GO): UDP-N-acetylglucosamine biosynthetic process; carbohydrate metabolic process
Molecular function (GO): phosphoacetylglucosamine mutase activity
Source: RefSeq, a predicted model, not a curated record
UGGUUGUAAAUUUGACAUUUCAUUCCUGAUUCCUGCUAUUUAUUAUCAAUUCAAUCUGAAAAAACUAACUCAAACAAAAAUUAAUCCUAUUCUUCUUUGGAAUUUCACCGAAAAAAUUCAAUAUAAUUUAAUUCAAUUAUCCAAUAUAAACAUAUCAUGCCCACUUUCAUUGAUAUUAAUUGAAUAAAUUGCUUCCUUAUACACAAAUUUGAUCUUAAUUACUGGUGAAAGGUGAUUUAAUCAAUUGAGUGGGGCAAUUCCUUUAAAGACUUAGGACGGUUGGAUCAAAUUCCUCAUUAUCUGACAUAUGUUAGUCCAAGUACCUUCACAUCUUUAGAUAAGAUCAUCUAAAUUAUCUGAAUCUUAUCAUAUUGAUUCCUCAUCACAAUCUAAAAAUGGCAAAUAAUCAUAAUAACUAUAAAACUGUGUAUGCUUUUGCUAGAGAAAUGCAUCCUAAGACAGAAAAAUUCGAUGUUCAAUAUGGAACAGCUGGAUUUAGAGCAAAAGCAAAUACUUUGGGAUAUGUUAUGUAUAGAAUGGGGCUUUUGGCAGUGCUCAGGGCACGAUAUAAGAAAGCCUGUAUCGGAGCCAUGAUUACUGCCUCCCAUAAUCCAGAGCCUGAUAAUGGUGUCAAGUUGAUAGAUCCUUGUGGAGAGAUGUUAGAACAAAGCUGGGAAGCAUGGGCUACUAAAUUUGCAAAUGUAGCGGAUGACCGACUUGAAGAAGUGAUAACCGAAAUAGUGACUGAAUUAGGAAUUGAAAUGACCCAAAGAGUUGAAAUUUUAGUUGGAAAAGACACCCGGCCUAGUAGUCCAAGUCUAGCAAAGGCGUUAUGUGAUGGGGUUUUAGCAUUAUCAGGAAAACCUAUAGAUUAUGGUAUAGUGACAACACCACAACUCCAUUAUUUUGUCUAUUGCAGAAAUUCACGUAAUCAAUAUGGUUUUCCAACGGAGGAAUAUUAUUACAGAAAAUUAUGUGAUGCUUUCAAAAAAAUCAGAGGUAAAAAUUUCAAUACCAACAAUUAUCAGAGCAAGCUGUACUAUGACGGGGCCAACGGUGUGGGGGCCAAAAAAAUCAAGUAUUUUCAAGAGUGCCUUGGCGAUUCUUUGAUGAUCGACCGGUUCAACGAUGAACUUAUCGGAACCGGCAAACUGAAUUACAUGUGUGGUGCUGAUUACGUGAAAACCAAACAAGCUUUUCCCAACGGCGUUCCUAAGGAAGUCGGUCAAAGGUGCUGUUCAGUUGAUGGAGAUGCUGACAGAUUGAUGUACUAUUAUUUGGACGAAAAUGAAAAAUGCCAUCUGUUAGAUGGAGAUCGUAUAGCAAUACUGAUAGCGGAAUAUUUGAAAGGACUUGUGGAAGAUACGGGUUUUGAUGUCAACUUGGGGUUAGUUCAAACGGCCUAUGCUAAUGGAGCUUCAACUGAAUAUAUCACAAACACACUGAAUAUUCCAGUGUCGUUUGUUUGUACAGGUGUGAAAUAUCUGCAUCAUGAAGCUCAGAAAUACGAUAUUGGAGUAUAUUUUGAAGCGAAUGGUCACGGUACAGUGAUAUUCAAAAAGGAAUUCAAGGAGAAACUUCAAACAUCAUAUGAUGAUCCCACUGUUUCCGUUGAAGUAAAAAGGGCGAUUAAAAAAUUGCAAACUGUAAUCGAUCUCAUCAAUGAAACCGUUGGUGAUGCACUGUCCGACAUGCUUUUGGUGGAAACUAUUUUACAUUCGAAAGGCUGGAGUAUUCAAGAUUGGGAAAAAACUUACACUGAUCUACCUAACCGUCUCAUGAAAGUUUCAGUCAAGGAUCGUAAUACAAUAACGACCACCAACGCAGAAAGGACAUGUUUGAAGCCUGAGGGGUUGCAAAAAGAAAUUGAUAUGAUUGUGAAGAAAUAUAAGUCUGGUAGGUCAUUUGUUCGACCUUCAGGCACGGAAGAUUUAGUGAGGGUGUAUGCAGAAGCUGCUAGUAAGGAUGAAGCAGAUCAGCUCGCUUUGGAAGUAGCAUUAAAAGUUCAUGAAAUGGCCGAAGGAAUUGGACCUGAACCCAAACUUUAAAUUUGUCGGCAUCUACACAUUGAUCAAUGAUUUGACUUUUUCGAGGAAUUUUUAAAGGUGCCAUUUUUACUGUGUAGAAACUUUUUUCUAACAAAGCUGCUUGAAUUAAUGUUUGACUGAACUGCCUUGAACUCUUGGUUUUCGUAAUAGUUUGAAAUUAGCUAUGGUUUUUACUACAUACUCAAAAAAAAUUGGUAGAUUUUUUUCAUUUGGAUCUCAUGACUUCCAUUACAUCUUCAUAACGUAUGAUUUAAUUAUUUGAAAAUGAUUUUCACAUCGGAUUUUGCAAUAAUAAAAGAAGAAUACAAAAUGCAGGUGAAGAAAGAUAACAAAAAAAAGAGCAAUUAAAAGACAACUUCUCUAAAAACUAAGAUUUAUUCGUUUGAACGAUGCAUUUACAAAAAACUGUUAUGAAAAUUUGAAAUUUAGUCAUAAGUGCUAAAGUUUGUUGCAAAGUUCAUCUUGGAAUAAUAAUUAUUUAUAUCCUCAAUGUACUUAAAUUUUGGAAAAGACAAUUUUCGUUAAUCAUCAAUCAGUUCGAAAAUAAUAAUUCCAUUUUACAAUGUUUUUGUCAAAUGAAAAUAAUUAGGUUUAUGCCAAUGUAGUUAGUCUUGUUAUGCUAUUUUGAGUACAGCUAUAAAGCACAAAUUUUGGGGAGAUAUUUAAAAAAAAUAUUUAUAUCAAUUUGUUUGUUCUUAUAUUAUUAAUUACUGUUUCUAUUAUUCCUGUAUUUUAUAAAAGCGAUGAAAUUGUUUUUUUUAGGUAUUUGUUUGAAUGGUUUUUUUUCAUGAAUAUUAUUAACAAAGUAAUUAUUUAUUUUGAGCAUUUAUAUAUAAAUUUAUGAUUCGAGUUAUUCACAAAGAAUAAAUUUUUUUUGCAUUA